GUUCCGGCCGGGCUAUUUCCGUUAGUCUGUGGCUGAGAGAACGUGAUAACUAGUCUCUUGGGGCUUCUGCCGCUGUGGCUGCAGGGGGAGUUACCAUGGCGUUGGCCGUACCCCCGGCCCCGGCCCCGACAGUGGAGCUGGGGUUCGCCGUCGAAGCGCCGGGCUGGCGCCUGCGCAGCGAACAGUUCCCCAGCAAGGUGGGCGGGCGGCCGGCGUGGCUGUCGGAGCGCGACCUUCCGGGCCCGGCCGAGCUCGCCUGCCCGCUGUGCAGCCGGCCGCUGGUCUUCCUGCUGCAGCUGUACGCGCCGCUUCCGGACCGUGCCGACGCCUUCCACCGCAGCCUCUUCGUCUUCUGCUGCCGGGAGCCCCCGUGCUGCGCCGCGCUCCGAGUUUUCAGGAAUCAACUACCUAGGAAAAAUGACCAUUACUCCUAUGAACCACCAUCUGAAGAGCCACCGGAUGAAAAGGACGAUUCUCCAAGUGUACAGCUUCGAUCUGGUGUUCAUCUCUGUAGGGUUUGUGGCUGUUUGGGUUCUAAAGUUUGUUCCAAGUGUCAUAAGGCUCAUUAUUGUAGUAAGGAUCAUCAGACUCUUGAUUGGAAAUUGGCACAUAAGCAGUCUUGUACAACAUCAGAUAUUCUUUUAGAUAAUGUGAAUAAUGCAGUUCCAGACCACAAGUUCCUUUUUCCUGAAUAUGAAAUUGUAAUAGAAACAGAAGAGCUGGAGCCUGAUGAUGUUUCUGAUUGCAUUCCUCAAGAUCUGGAAAAGUGUGAAGACUCAGAGCUCAUUGGCACUAUGGAUGAAGAACUUGAGGCAGAAUUGGAUUCCAUAGCAAAGCAUGAAUCUAGAGAAGAUGAAAUCUUCCAGAAAUUUAAAACUCAAAUAGCCCUUGAGCCAGACCAGAUUCUUAGAUAUGGCAGAGGAAUUGACCCUAUCUGGAUUUCUGGUGAAAAUAUUCCUCAAGAACAAGAUAUUCCAAAUUGUCCAUGUGGUGCCAGGAGGAUAUUUGAAUUCCAGGUUAUGCCACAGCUUUUGAAUUACCUGAAGGCUGACAGACUGGGCAGAAGUAUUGACUGGGGGACUCUGGCUGUAUUUACCUGUGUGGAGAACUGCAACUUGGGCACCAAGUACACAGAGGAGUUCAUUUGGAAACAAGAUUUUACAGAUACAACUUAAGAAUCAUCAAAGACAAACUGUAGUCUGGUUAUUUUGUACUCUCCAAAGACAAACUGUAGUCUGGUUAUUUUGUACUCUCCACUUUUUAGAAUAUAUAAGCAUUCUUCAUGCCUUGUACAUAUUGAUAAGGACAAAAGCUAAUGUUAAUAGUAAUCUAGAUAAAACUCAUCACAAUAACCCCAGUGUCUAAUGAUAGGCUGACUGUGAUGGGGAGUUAGGCUAAUAAAAGCACAUACUGUGUGUCUGCUAAA
Messenger RNA from Sarcophilus harrisii (Tasmanian devil), 1426 nucleotides. It is a transcript of the gene PDCD2, whose product is annotated as programmed cell death 2. The record is from RefSeq and is a predicted model, not a curated record. The transcript has 6 exons. The coding region runs from base 96 to 1175 and encodes 359 amino acids. Gene Ontology annotation, cellular component: cytoplasm; nucleus. NCBI's taxonomy places the organism in Eukaryota, Metazoa, Chordata, Mammalia, Dasyuromorphia, Dasyuridae.